GGUUGGAUGCUAUUUUCCUCGGUUUUGCCGGUUGUUUGUACGGCUGUUGUCGUGGUUUGUGCGGUUUUUGUGGAUUGUGCGGUUUUUGUGGAUUGUGCGGCGGUUUCGGAUUGUGCGGCGGUUUCGGAUCGUGCGGUGGUUUCGGAUCGUGCGGCGGUUUCGGAUCGUGCGGCGGUUUCGGAUCGUGCGGCGGUUUCGGAUCGUGCGGCGGUUGCGGUUUUUGCGACGGUUGUG
Racocetra fulgida is the source of this 234-nucleotide messenger RNA. The record is from the annotation of a GenBank genome assembly. Lineage: Eukaryota; Fungi; Glomeromycota; Glomeromycetes; Diversisporales; Gigasporaceae.